AUGCCACGUUCCGAUAAAGAAAUCCGCCUCAUUAUUGCACAGGAAAUCCAAGAACUCGCUAAGAAGCUCCCGAAUACAGUCCCAUUGGGCGAGAAGGACGGGAAGAUAUAUUGCGUGAUCACUGGUUCCCAGAAGGAUACUGAAUGGGAGACAUUUGACAGCCGCUUCAAUGCUCUUAUGGAGGCCGUUGUCAAAUAUAUUUUCAUUGCUGUUGAGCAACCGAACAUGGAGCAGACCCCAAUGAUGAUCAAACUUGAACGUCUCAAGCAGGAGCUUGAGAAAUUGGUCAUAACAACAGCGCCGCCUAUUGCAGCUGCAGCCACAAAAUCAAAGAAGUUAGUGGUGCCUGAUCCAGUUAAGGAUGCCAAGAACGCACUUCGAAGCAUUGGCAGAGGUGCUCUAGCAAACCACCUUCUUCCUCCUCUUGCUCCCGGGCAUAUGGUUGAGCACCACCCGGACGAGGGAGCUUGA
Molecule: messenger RNA, 471 nt
Organism: Coniophora puteana RWD-64-598 SS2
Lineage: Eukaryota; Fungi; Basidiomycota; Agaricomycetes; Boletales; Coniophoraceae
Exons: 4
Coding region: 1-471 (156 amino acids)
Source: RefSeq, a predicted model, not a curated record